GCGUAACGUUCUACAUUUUGACUUAUUUGUCAACUACACAACUAUAAAUUUGUUUUCUGAACUUCUGUAUUGUCACAGUGGACUUUUGUGUUGUCACAGUACCCGUGUAAAGUAUGGUUUUGAGAUAUUUCUACGAUUUGAUGUCACAGCCAUCGAGAGCAGUGUACAUUUUUCUGAAAAUUAAUAAAAUUCCGUUCGAACCGAAAGCAGUUGCCCUUAGAAAAGGAGAGCACUUUUCAGACGAAUACAAGAAAGUUAAUCCCUUCGGAUUAGUGCCUGUUCUGGACGACAAUGGAUUUAUUUUAACCGAGAGUGUUGCCAUUUUAAAGUACUUGGUAGCAAAGUACAACUUACCAGAGAACUGGUAUCCCAGAACGAACUUACAAGCCCAAGCAAGAGUAGACGAAUAUAUGAACUGGCAACAUUGGAAUACCAGACUGAAGUCAGCAUAUCUCUUCAGGAAUCUGUUAAUUGAACCAAAAGCUUUGAGUAGACCAGUAGAUUGGGAUAAAGUUGAACUUUUUAGAACAGAAGUUAAGAAAACUGUCAAAUUGUUAGAAAAUGUUUGGCUGAAGGACCGACCUUUCCUUUGUGGACAAGAAAUUUCUGUAGCUGAUAUUCUUGGAAUCUGUGAAUUAAUGCAACUGUAUGGUAUUAAUGAAGAAUAUUUGUAUGAAGAGAAUUCUGUGGUGAAAGCAUGGAUGGGGCGAGUAAAGGAGAGACUACAGCCUCACUUUGAUGAAGCUCACAAAAUGACAUACAGGACACGUGAAAUGUACCCAAUGAUUAAAGAACAACUAGCCAAACUGUAAGAUGUGUACUGAACAUUGAGUUUCAGACUGUUGUAUAUCAGUACAAGAUCCAUACAUAUUUUAUCAAUAUAAUAAACUCGUAUUAUAGA
Messenger RNA from Mytilus californianus (California mussel), 901 nucleotides. RefSeq names its product glutathione S-transferase theta-1-like. Gene Ontology annotation, biological process: glutathione metabolic process. The coding region runs from base 114 to 812 and encodes 232 amino acids. Gene Ontology annotation, cellular component: cytoplasm. The transcript is spliced from 4 exons. Gene Ontology annotation, molecular function: glutathione transferase activity. Lineage: Eukaryota; Metazoa; Mollusca; Bivalvia; Mytilida; Mytilidae. The record is from RefSeq and is a predicted model, not a curated record.